AGGCUUUACAGCACACGUUCAUGUUAGAUGCUGAAGAAUGCCAAGCAUAGAAGACCAUCCGGUUUUCGAGGACAACGUGAUAAAGAGCCGGAGUAUUUGAAGAUGGGUCGGCUUGAGCCUUUGGGACGGUCGAAGAAAAAGGGGCCAACACCGUGCUACAGGUAUACAAAGCCGUUGCUUUGUGUUCUUGGCCUUCAUUGAGUCCCGCGAGCCUUGAAACCUUUAGAGCCCUGCGACGAAGUCUCAGUGUCGAAAAACAAAGGCCCUGGAAUCUCGCACGAGGUAUUAAUGUCUGCGGUCCUGCGCGCUCUCAUCAUCGAACCGCGUCAAUUUCAACGGUUCCCAUCUCGCAACUUCAAGUCAUUUCAGCGACUAUUAGUCUCAUACGCACUUCGGAAGUUUGAAGAAAGCUGCCAAACAAUGGCCCAUCUCGGCAUCAAAAGAUCAAAAGAUCGCCCAUCUUCUGGCCCGAAGAAAGUAAAAACCUAUGACGGCGCGAAUGUGGGCAAACAGAACGCACCGGAUACGAAACUUCUCAAGGGACAAUCAGAGGGGUCAAGACGAGAUGAUAGAAGAAAGAGCGAUGCCAUACCAGCCAUCACUAGCUUGUCCAAAAGAACAGCAGGAGGCAAAAUCCCCCACCAUUGUCUCCGGGAUAAACACAAAUACCACAAGGGUUGUGUGAAGGCUGGUUGUAUGGUGAAGUGUGACGAGUGCAUCUGGUAUGUCUCUACAGAGAAAGGUAAUAAUGGAUCGGAAUGCCGAAAUUGCAGGAACAACGAGAGACGUCAAAAACAGAUAGAGGACCGAGAGAGGGGGGCGAGUGCCAUCGCCAACAGGGUCUUGGCCACCCGACAGCCUGCUCGCGUCACUAAAAGCACCACGCGGCUCCGUAAGGAAUCUCUUAGGCGUUCCUCUCAGAUUGUGUGGGCCAAGAGGCUCGGGAAGGUCAUAUCGGUGGCCAUUCCCGAGGACGUCCCGGAAACCACCGACUCCGACACAAGUAUGGACGAAUGCUUAGUCUCCGACGUUGUCGAAUCCAAUACGGCUGUGAGCGAUGCCGAUCAGGAGUCUGUUCCUGCAUGUGUCGAGCCCAUCACGGAUGUCAAGGAGAAGUUGGGAUUCAACCCAGAGAAACCGGGCCCUUUGUCUCUCGAAGAGCUGCGCCUUCGACGUAUCCGGGAGGCCGAGGAAAUUCUCAAGCUUGUUCGCGAGGGUCUCGAUAGGUUGAUUUGAGUUGCAUGGUUUCAUGGUGUUACGCGGGUUCACGGACUGUUAGGGGUCUUGCAUUUUUGAAAGUGUCUGCUUUUUGUCAUUUAUCUACGCCUGGCAUUCUAGCCUUUUGCUUGCUUUUUUCCCAUGUUCUAGAAUUUGAUG
Molecule: messenger RNA, 1377 nt
Organism: Colletotrichum godetiae
Lineage: Eukaryota; Fungi; Ascomycota; Sordariomycetes; Glomerellales; Glomerellaceae
Exons: 1
Coding region: 289-1236 (315 amino acids)
Source: RefSeq, a predicted model, not a curated record